UUUCGAAGGAGGUAAAGGUUUUGAAGACUGAGUUUGUUGACAUGAAACAAGAAAUGCAAGGAGAAUGUUCUAGAGGUCAAUUUCUACCGGAAUCCUGUGUGCCUGAUAAAAUACCUCAUUUCGUUGGUCGUGAAGCCGAAUGCAAUGCAAUUGUGGAUCAUUUAACCAAUGGGACCACUCGACUUGUUGAUGUCUGGGGAUCUCCAGGAUUUGGAAAGACGUCUGUGGCCAUUAACGUGGCACAUUACCUACGAGAGAUGAAGCAUAUUCCAGUGUACUUUACUUCCUGCGUGGAAUGGAAAGUAAAGAUGACCUGGUUUCAAGGUUGCUCUGCAUAUUCUCGGACGCAAAUCAGGUGCCGCAUAUUUCACCCGCUGAUUGUCUUUUUCGGUGUUUGCGACGAUUUCAAGAUCCAUUUGUCUUAAUCUUAGACAAUGCGGAUGAUCUGUUAGAAUCUGGAGAUGUCACAAUUAAAGACCGAGUUAUGACGUUCAUCACCGAGAUUGUUGCCCAAUGCAAUCAUUUGAAGCUUAUUAUCACUUCGCGUGAGUCCCUUGACUCUUUGAACCUGAAGCUUCCUAUGCAUCAGGAGAAAAUUUGUGGACUGGAUGAGAUUGCUUCAGGUGCACUGGUAAGGCUUCUUAUACCGAUUGUUUCUGACGGUGACUGCAAUGGAGUAGUAAAGAUAUGCGAACGAGUCCCUCUAGCCAUACGAUUAAUGUGUAUUACGAUGACCGAAGAAAAUGUUUCGGUCAGGGAAUUCCUAAAAGAACUAGAGGUUUCACCUCUGGUUGAGGUUUUGGACAAUGAACAUUAUUCCGAUGAUGCUCGAUUGAAAGUCAUUAUCGAAAAAUCACUUAAAAGACUCACACCCAUCGAGAAAGAUGCGUUCGUUUCCUUAGCUGUUUUCCCAAGUUACUUUUCAUUGAAGGAAGCCUUGGAAGUGUUAGAUUUACCAACCGAAAUGAAAGCCAAGAGAGUUUUUCGUUCAUUGGAAAGAAAGGCAUUAAUAGAUUCCACAGACAGCUUUAGUCGCUUUACUAUGCAUUCUAUUCUCCGCUCUUUUGUCGAAGAGCAAAGAACCCACCGCAGAGAGAUUGAUACUGUAUUUUCUGCAACACAAUUCCGGUUCUAUGACUAUUACAUUUCCCUAUUCGGUAUCGCUAAUGAAAAAUUCCUAACAGGCAAUUCUAGCGAAGCGUUCGAAGAAUUUUUUGAUCGGCGGGAGAGCAUUAUGUUAUCGCUUACUAAUGGAACAACAGAAGACAAGCUCUACUCAAAGGUGGUGGAUAUACUGUCUAAGUCAGAGCUGUUUCUUUACGGUUUGCUAACAGAAGACAAAUGCAACUUUUGUAACCUCUACAAUUCCGCGUUGAUGGAAGCAAGGAAAAGACAAAACGUUGACGAUGAAUGCAAACUUUUAGGUGCAAAAGCCUUCGGAUACUGGGGAUGGUUCUCCUCAGAACAAAACCCAGAUCAAACGUGGGAAGAUACACUGCAGGAACUCUGUAUCCGCACUGAUUGUCCAAUGAAGUUAAGAUGUUACCAAGGAGUUCACCAGGCACUCUGUGGCUUCGUGGACGAAGGAAUAUCGUUACUUACUGAAUGUGUGUUUUUGUUAGGCGAUGGUUGUGACGAAGUGGUUCUCAAACAAUUGGUUUAUGGUGUUCUUUCAGAAUUACACAGCAAACGACAAGACACCGGAAUGAAUUCAUAUUAUGACUACCUCGCUAGUAGUUCAGGGUUUAAUACAAAAAGUGGGAUUUUAUGCCUUGGAGACCUGCUGGAUGACACUUCAGUUAAUUUUACAUUCUUACACCAUUUUCCCUUCAUUGUGGUUCUUGUGAGGUUAUUAUUUUUUUUUGACGAUGAAAUUAGGCAAUUAAGGAGACCGAUAGAGUCAGAAAUUUUUUUAAUUGAAAACCACAUGACCAAAGUUAUUGACUCCCUUUCAUAA
Stylophora pistillata is the source of this 1957-nucleotide messenger RNA. RefSeq lists its product as uncharacterized. The record is from RefSeq and is a predicted model, not a curated record. NCBI's taxonomy places the organism in Eukaryota, Metazoa, Cnidaria, Anthozoa, Scleractinia, Pocilloporidae.